Messenger RNA from Orussus abietinus, 5973 nucleotides. RefSeq lists its product as uncharacterized. The record is from RefSeq and is a predicted model, not a curated record. The transcript has 4 exons. The coding region runs from base 271 to 2961 and encodes 896 amino acids. Lineage: Eukaryota; Metazoa; Arthropoda; Insecta; Hymenoptera; Orussidae.
UCAUACACUUGUCAGUUUCGAGCACUUUGGUCAUCUCACCAAUGUUUAAUGAAAUUUUUAUAACCGUAUUAGCCUAAUACAUAGUGUCAGCCUUUGUUUUCCUAGUUUAUGAAUUACUGUACCGAAUCAAUGAAGCAAGCAAUUGAAUGAAAGGUAACACGCAUACAAAACUCACGGUCUUGAUCAAGAGGGUUAUGAGGCUUCAAUAUCAAAGACGUACAGUUUUACGCUAUUUUUUUGUUAGUAUUGCUUUAAUUUCCGAACAUCAGUAUGGCAGAAAAAUGUAAGGGAUGCGGAUGUUCUUGCAUGCAGUGCAUUGUAGAAGUCCAUAAUCAGAGUGACAUGCAUUUGCAUGCCGAGAUAGAAAGUUUACAUCAACGGCUUUUAGAAAGAGAUAAUCACAUUGUGACAAUGGAAACCCAUUUUCUGAACGAAGCCGAUAAGUUUCCUAACGGAGAGCUGGCAUCCAUAAAGGAAGAGGUCCUUACAUGGCAAGAGAAAUAUUCAAGACUUCACGAAGCACAUAAAAGGGUUCAAAAAGUGAACCAAAAUCUUGAGGAUAAAUUAUUGAGAAUAGUGGAUAAAUGUGAGACGGAAAAAGGAGCUUUCACAAAAGAUAUAGCCACGUUAUCUCAUCGAUUGGCAGAUGCAAAUUAUACCAUACAUCGCUUAACGCAGGAUAAUGAAAAUUAUAGAAACGAUGUAAAUCUUGCGAUUCAACUACUUCAAUGUAAACCUUCCAAUUUUGUUGGACAAAAAUAUGACUCGUUACCAGCUGAAGUUCAAGCAAAAGUUAGAACUUAUGUUGCUCAAAAACGGCGUACCAGUGAUACUACUAUUCCUGACGUCAAAAGUAUCACCGUUCCUAUUUCCACAUUUCCGCCUACUGCCAUGGUGUACAAUGUGACGAAAGCAAAUAUUGAUAAAGAUAGUGACGACGAAUGCGAUACGGCAAAACCUCCUAUUGACAUGGUAUCAGCUGCUAUAAUGGCCAAGGUUCUCGAAGAUCGAGAGAAAGAACGAAUCUUUGCGAAGCACUGCAAUACUUGUACAUGUCACAAAAGUAUUUUGUUGAUCGAUACUGGAAUUCAAACAAUGGAUACUGAAAAUCUUUACUCCUGCAGCGAUUGCGAAACAAAAGGGGCACAAAAUACCUCUGAAACUGCCAGCAGUAUCAAUAAAAUGCAAGUUAACGAUAACUUCAGUAGCUACGAUCGAUCGGUCCUAAAAAAUGAAAAUAUCGAAUAUUUCACCAUGUCUCAUACCAUCCAAGAGAUGGAUGACAAAACUUUUAACAAUGGCAACGUGAAACGACACAAUGACAAUACGAAGCACACCACAUUUAAACACGUAAACGAGAAAUCUUACACUAGAAGCAAUCAAGGUAACGAAAACCCAAGAAUUGAUUAUUUUAUCGGAGAUGGUACUAAAGCAUAUUUAAAUUUAAAAAAUUCUAUAAGACAACAAAGUAUGUUGAAUAUGGCCGAUAAUACAAUCAGUCUGCAAUCGGAGAAUCAAAACGAGACUUUUGGAAAUCAAAUCUCUUCCACCAACGAGAAAGCAAUUGGUAGAACAAUAAUUGAAAAUACACGCCAGAUUAGAGGUAGCAAACGAAUGGACUCUCAGAGUAUCAUUAAAUCUGGCCAAAAUUCCUGGUAUAAAUUUGAGAAAAAGUCGCCUCAUACGAACUGCACCAGCGCGAGGAAGUCUGACGGUGAUUCGACCCAAAAGGUGCAAAGUCAAAUAGACGUGAUCAACGACCGGCUGUGGAAAAACGAGUGGGCAAAAUCAAAGGUACACUUGCACUCAAGCGAUGGAAGCUCGGAGCACAAGUCACGUACAAGCGGUGACACGGGAAUAGAUGUAAUUAACGAUAGAGUGUGGAAGCACGACAAAUCGCGAAUCAAUGACACCGGCUCGACCCCGCUGACGGUGAUAGAGGUAACGAAUGCCGAAAACCUGGUGAACCAAAGCGACUGCAGGCAGCCAGAAGAUGCCGCUAGCCCUAGCUUCAGCAACGACAGUUUAGUCAUUUCAACCUCGGAUCCGUCUAGUAGUUCCAGCGACGCGGUGCAGCCGAUAAAUAAGAAGCACUCCUUGUACAAUAAUAGCACUAGCUUAAAGGUCACCUGGCAAGAGAGAGCGACAGGACCAAGAAAUUGCUUAGUCCGGGUUACGCCAGGCUCGAAAAAUAUUUUAUUAGAUAACGUUGGCCAGUAUCAAACGGUACUAUACACGACCGGCAAUGGUCGGCCGAGCACGGCUCUAGUUCACACGGCAAAGUCCUCGCGUUCAGGGAGAACCGCAUCUACGAGCAGCGAAGAAAACGCUCCGAUCUUGCCGCAAGAUUCCGCACAAUUACAGAGGGUCGCGGAGUGGGUUCAAUCUUCCGGUUGCUCGGAGAAGUCCUUGCUGUUGAACGAAAGAAGCGCACAAAAGCCCGCCGACAAUACCUCCAAGAGAAGGCAAAACGUUUCCUCGGCGAGCAUCGAGCGAACGAAGUCGGGGAGCAAGAAAUCGGACGUUGAAGCGAGCGAACGGGAGAGACGCGUGACGUCCGCUAAAAGGAGUCACGUGUCGGAAAAUAAAGCGGUAAGUACACGCGAUACGUAUAUGCCAAAUUUAUGUGAUAUCAAGGUUUCCCCGGAUUCGCAAAACGUGAGCGAACAGAGUACCGAGGGAGACAAGGACCUAAUAACCUUCGAGUCAUCGAACGACGACGAAACUACUAGUCAUCCGAAAGUUUCAAAGGAACCAGCCUCCGCUUCCGACUUGAAUUACGAAGUCAAAGUGACGAGGGAAAUGGAGGAGACUUAUUUAAAAUUAGCAGCCAGCCUAGAUCCCGUUAGUCUACGUUUGCCGAGCUCUACGAGUGCGGAUCUAACGAUCGAGAAAUACAGAAAGGAUCACAAGCGACUCCAUGGUCAGAAGAUUCAGGACAAGCUGAGCCCAACUACAUAAUAUCGCUCCAUCGCGAGCGCGAUCCAACGUGGAUCUUAUCCGGGAGAGGAAGGGGAGUUCCUUGAAAAAUAACAGAGUCUUAUUUUUGUUAUCUUCGAUACAGUAAGAUUGUACUAAAGGAAGCGCGACGAGAUAGCUCGGCGUUGGCGUAGGCUGAAUUAUUUUCACUAAAACAGUGGAUACACGGAUUACUGCAGUACAGAGAGGAGGUUUAGUUAUUGUAGAAUAUUUGCAAGAGUCAUUUCAGCUGCGUUCUUCUUAGGAUUUGUUUGGCAAAUAUUUGUACGAUGCGAAUGCUUGCUAGAGAGUCUCCGAUUGCCUAUCGGUUGACGUACUGAAUAAGGAUGAGUCUGAUAUUCCGAGUAGGACGCAAUGUCGAGGAGACAGGCGUAACUCCGAGAACAUGUGACUGGAAAAUGUCGAAUCAGAGUUAGGUGAACUACGCCCCUGCGACGAUUUACGGACAAUAUUUGAAUUCCAACUAGAAUACCUAAUGAUUUUGCUCAGCAGUUUGCGUAGAGUAAACGUCGAUUUUUAUCCUCUAGCGGUUGUAUGCUUAUCAAAUUUUGUAUAAUUAUUAUAAUUUCAUAUCGUUGAAUAGAUUCGUUGCGCGAUUGAGGUGAAGAUUUUCCUCGUACGGCCAUUGAUGCAAGAAAUUUCUAGCGAAGUUUUCCGGGAUGCGUCCGUAUCUCUCGAUCGAAUGAAAUGAGACUUAUAGUCAUUAAAAAAAGAAAGGUAUACAUAUAAUAGGGUGGAUGCAGCAUUUGAGCUUCUUGAUAACAUCAGGGAAUACCAAAAUAGUAGGACAUAUAUCACUUUGUGCGCGUUUUACUAAAUGUAUGGGUGCAUGCGUGCCUGAACGUGUGUGUGGGUAUCGGUAUAAACGAAAAUCAUGCAAUUAGAAUUAUAUCCGUACUGCAUAUUUAUAUAUGCAGCCUCGCGGACCAAGGAGUCCAUUCUGUUUUCCAUAUUAAAAUUAUCACCGAGAGCGUACGAUCACUAUUGAUCACAGUACUGACAAUACUGCGGCCAAGUUUACGGUACAUCUCGAGUACGUUAAAUACCGUACCGCUUUAAAGGCUCCAUUAACAUUUUCACCUAAUUAAGUUUUAUUGAACCGCGAGAAAUAUGGAUUUCUAAUAAGUGGCGCAAAGCCGCGCACCACCUUUCUAAUGAAUCAAAAUUAUCAGUUUCUAUAGUUUGACCAUUCCCAUCGUGAAAAUAGGGUUCCAUAUUUUUCAAAUGUAAAUUAUUAAAGAAAAGGAAAAAAAAAAAUUCACGGGUUUACAGAAGAGCACUCGAGACUGGUGAAAGCCGUUUUGUAGGACAUUUUUAAUCCAUCAUUUGGUGCAAUGAAUUCAAAAAUCGAGAGCUUGCCUAUUGAAUAGUGUAAUUUUUAUAGUUAAGUCCCCUGGUUAAGUUGUCAUUCACCGUUUCGGUGGUUUUUCAUCGGUUUCGAAAUAUUAAGCUGUGAGAAGGGAAUCUCAUAAUUGCGAUCCACGAAGAGGACAUUAAGGAUCGACUCGUGUUCCUAUUCGCUGCUGGAUCACGCGAAAGAGGAGAUCGCUUUCAUCUUAACUGGCCACUCGUUUGUCGGUCUAUUAGCCAAAGCACUGCGAAAGAUCGGCUCUUCUGAAACUGGGUGUUAAGAAAAAUCUGACAUUUCUUGUAAGGCGAUUACAUGGCGCAGUUUCGGAGAGCUCGUCUUCCUACAGCCGGAUCGAUGAUCGGUCUUGCUUGGAAAUGAUCGCAAAGUAAACGCUAUGUACGACAAUAUAUCUCGUGGCUUUCUCAGAUAUCACGCGAGGAACACUUGCGUCUUUUACGGAUGCUCAACGGCGUCGCACUGGUAUAGCUGUUAAUUUAUGUAAUUGUAACGAGUAAGGGAUGCUUCGCUGGACGUGAAAUGUACGCAAAUGUGCGCGUUGCAAGUCGUGGAUGGUGGAAGGAAACUAAUUGCACCGUUUUCACUUAACAGUCGAUGCCUCGCACUAGGACGUCUCAGAAAAUGUCUAAUACUUAAUUUCGACAAGAACUCUUUCCGUGAUUUCGGUUGGACUGAUUUCUCCCCUUAUUUCGACAUUUCAGCUUAAGUGCGAAACGGUGUAAGUAGUAUUCGACGAUUUAAUUCCUCACCGAGGAGCCGACAAAGAGUACUGUGGAGGGUUGAUUCGAGAACGUUUAAGUGAAUUUAAUGAUAAUUCUCGAGGUAUCAGGCCUUCCCGAAAUCGGGACUGUAAUAAUUCCACCGAACAAAUUAUCCGAUUCAUUUAUGAGCAUACGAAAUGUUUUAUUUCUCGCGACGAAGAGGCAUCUUCCGAAGAAAGCCCUGAGAGGAGAGAUUGACAUUUUUAUUCUACCGAGGGCCUAAGAAUAUGUGGACACACAUUUUCAUUCUUCAAAAACCCAAUAUUAUGUGUCCGAGGGAAACGCCCUGACUCGAAUGAAUUAAAAAUCUGAAUAUAAAAUAUUUGAAGUAACGAGCGAAGGAUGGAAAGACCUUAUUUUUUGUUGCGAUGAAUUUAGUAUUAUAUUUAUCACCGGUAGCAAUUUUAAUUAAUGACCGUACGUAUGACUUAAAAUUCGUUGGGCAGUUUUGUCGAGUCCGCUCGGAAAUUUUGGAGUUACCGAUCGGAGUGAAAUUUUACUCAUACCAUUAAGCACUUUGAAAAGCGUCCAUGGCAACGGCCCCGUGAGGAGCCUUUCGGCCCCUUAGAACAUUUUUCAUAAAGUAUACAUGUAACGGCAUAUAUGUAUAGGACAUGUGGAUGCGCGUAUGUAUGUAUGUAUACUAUUGCUAUACAGCAUGUGCUUGUCUUAUCACGUGUAGCGGACUUUUAACUUCCUGCGCUCGGGAAGGCGCGACGAGAAACCCCUCCACGAGUCUUUGGGAACGUUGGGUCAGAAGAGCUCUAUAUCCCUUAAUUCCGCCCCUACAGGUGUACCAUAUGUAAUGCGUUAAUGAUCAUGCAAACUGUACAUACAAAGGCGAAUAAAGUAUAUUUAAACGUG